CAGGAAAGUUCAAGUCACGGGAGAAUUUGAACUGAUUUGUUUUAGGGAUGAAAAAGAGACGCUCCCAAACAUAAUUUAUUUAGUUUUAUGUUGUCAACUGUUGUGUACACACAAUAAUAACUUUGAGCCGAAUACUAAGGCUUUUUUGAGCUGAAAUUCAAGGAACUGAAAGAAACUGACAGCAUACACUGAGGGGAUCCACUUCACAAAAGCAGUUAGGAAAACAGAUCUUUCAAGUGAUAUGAGUGACAAUGAAACCCCUGGUGAUGACCCCACGCGGCGCCGUGGUGACCAUGAGGUGGUACCGGUCAGUCCUGAGGAGGUGCAGUUCCUGGAGGUACCCAACGGGAGCCACGGGGGAUCAGGUGUGUCAGGGAUCAACACCAGUCUCAUCAACAAGGAGGGACAACUGAAAAGUAUAUUAAAGAAUCGUUUAGAGACGGUUGAGCAUGUUGAUAAUUUGUCAGUCAAAGAGAGAAGGAGGAGACACUCUUCUGCAGAUGAAGAUGAUUUUGCAUUACUUCACGGCAGAUUUGAGAAGAUCCCUCUCAAGGACUUCCAUGCUGAGAUCCGAGCCUUUAAGGACGUAGAGGACUUUCUGAGUGGGACUCAGCUGAUGCUGGACCUUCAGAAGACGGGGCUGCCCCAGAUUAUAGACGCCAUGGCGACACGGCUCCUGGAGAAAAAGGAGGUGUCCUCCCAGACCUCACUAGAGGAGGCCAGACACGCUAUCUUCACCCAGGACUCAGUACACACACUCAGCAAGACCAUCCAGGGUACAAUGACGAGUGAUGAGAGCGGCUUUGAUUUUGAUCAGAACUGGAUCUGUGUCAUGUGUGAUAUUCCUACCUUGACGAAGCGCCACGUGGUGAUCUCGCGGUUAAACAGUCCAGCUAAUUUAGGCAGCACCAGUCAGGAGGUUCAGUUUGUGAUCCUUGUCAUGGCUCCCGUCAGAGAGAAAAGUACUAAGUCGUCGUUGGAGACAGCCCGAACCUUUGCAACCCUCUUUCUGGACAUGGACUUCCGACAUCAGCUCCUGCUAGCCGAGUCUGAGUUUGAGUUUAAACAGCUUCUUCACUCGAGGACCAAACUUCUGAUCGAGGAGCAGGGCCUCCCCGAGAAUCGCAAAUCUCAUCUCCUGCUGUCGGCCUUCGAACAGGAGGAGCAGGAGGGCGAGGCUGCUCGAUAUCCAAUAGGUCAGGGUCUGAUUCGUGACUUUAAACGACGACUCCCUCAUUAUCUCUCAGAUUAUAAAGAUGGCAUCAUAGGGAACAAAACGAUUCACAAAGUGACGUCCACCACAUUUUUCUUGUACUUUGCCUGUGUGCUACCCAACAUCGCCUUUGGAAUGUUGAAUGAUAACAACACAGAGGGAAUUAUAGAUGUCCAGAAGGUGUUGUUCUCUCAGUGUGUAGGUGGACUUCUGUUUGCCAUCUUUGGGGGUCAGCCUCUGAUCGUCCUACUGACCACAGCACCGCUGGCCCUAUACACCAAAAUUAUUUUCAGCAUUUGUGAGGAUUUUGACCUGAACUUUCCUGCCAUGUUUGCCUGUACUGGGUUGUGGAAUGCUUUUUUCCUGUUUAUUUAUGUUUUCUUCAAUACAAGCAAGCUUAUGAAAUAUUCCUCAAGGUCCACGGAGGAGGUGUUUUCACUGUUCAUCACAUUUGCUUUUUCUGCUGAUGCCAUCAAAGACACAAUCAAAGAUUUUAACAAGAAUUACCACACUGAUGCCUGUCAUCAUGUCAAUCACAGUAAUCCAGCCAAUCAGAGUGCUUCCCUCCUUAACAACAUCCUAACGACGACCGUCAGUACCAUGACAACAGGGAACUCCUCCUCUAACAGCAGUGUGGCACCCCCUGGUGGGGGGAUUAUAGAAGAAUGCCUGAGGGAGAACAGUAUUCUAUUUUUACUGCUGAUGCUGGGUACUGUGUGGCUAGGAAUCACGCUAUUUAACUUUACUAAAACACCAUUUCUGAAUGCCGGUAAGCGUGAGAUGCUGGCAGACUAUGCCUUGCCUGUUGCUGUUCUUGUCAUGUCCUUCUUUGGAUCCUACAUCUUCAGGGAGGUCAAAAUGAAGCCGUUUAAGUACAAGGAGCGGGACCAGAUGUUUGAGCUGGCCCCCCUUCACCUGCUGCCCGUGGGGGCUGUGUUUGCGGCCGCUGGUCUGGGCUUCAGUUUGUCCCUCCUCUUCUUCAUGGAUCAAAACAUUUCCAGUGCUCUGGUCAAUGCCCCCUCAAACAAACUUAAGAAGGGAGCGGCGUACCACUGGGAUCUGUUUGUGGUGGCAGUCAUCAACGCCUUCCUCUCCAUCUUCACCAUGCCGUGGGUCCACGCCGCCCUACCUCACUCACCGCUCCACGUCCGAGCGCUGGCUGACCUUGAGGACAGGGUCGAUCAAGGUCACGUACACCAGAUAGUGGUCCACGUUCGCGAGACUCGUCUGACUGGGAUUAUUUCCCAUGUGAUGAUUGGUCUAUCUAUGCUGAUGCUGCCUUACCCCCUGGCUUACAUUCCUCGCCCCGUCCUGGACGGACUGUUUAUUUACGUAGCCAUAACAGCUCUCUAUGGCAACCAGUUGUUUGACCGCAUACUUCUUUUCUUCACAGAACAGUCAGCUUACCCUCCCAACCAUUACAUCCGCCGAGUUCCCCAGAGGAAGGUCCACCUGUUUACGGUGCUACAGCUGAUACAACUCUUGGUCCUCUGUGUGUUUGGAUUCUCCCCCAUACCUUACAUGAAAAUGGUCUUCCCUGUCCUCAUCAUGCUCCUCAUGCCAAUCAGGCACAAAAUCACUCCAAAGUUUUUUGAGCCAAAAUUUUUGAAAGCUUUGGAUGGACACACCCACUAGACAUCAAUUGGAGGCGAGGUCAAAGUUUAACAAGGCAGCAGAUUUAUGUCUUCAUAGUACAGAUGUACCAAUUCUUGAUUGUGGUCAUUUACGUGAGUGACUGUCAGUGCAGUUAAUAUUGAUUUUUUUUUAAAUUGUGUGCUGGAGACCUGAUUUAAAACUUGUUUUGUGGGAAACAGAAAAUGUUUGGGUUUUUUUCACAUUAUUGUAUAAAAUAUAUACAUAUUAUAUUUAUUUAUGAAACUCAGAACGAUGAAGUUCUUAUGAGGGCUUGUUUACUUUUAACAAUUGUUACCAAAGUUGUUUCAAGUAAAUCUAAGGAUAUUGUAUUUUUUUCACAUGUUGUGAAUAAAUUUAGUAAGUCAUAUCACAAGCUUUUCAUACCCAUUGUAUCUAAUUUAGUGUGAUAUUAGGGCAUUGAUUUUUACACAGUUCUUUAUUUUACACUUAAUUACUUUUAUCUGGAUGAUGAUUAUGUAGAAACAUCAUUAAUUUGCUUUAAUUUUUGUGGAUCAAUCAUCUGUUUGUUAAAUGUGUGCAUGAGUCAUACUGUAAUGUUACACAUUGAUUAUUUUACCUCAGAUUGGAUUUAAUCUGGGGUUUUUUUGUUGUUGUAUAUACAUUGGCCAGAGCUGUGUUCUCUGAGAAAUGUUUUAUUUUUCUAGGUCCGUUAAGAAAGGUUGACUGUUGUUCUGUUAAAUUAAAAUGUUAAUUGUUGAAUUUUACAAAUUUUACAAAGAAUCUGUGAUUUUAUUGUUAUCAAAAUAUGAAUCAUUUCUAAUAAAGUGUAGAUAUUAUGA
Saccostrea cuccullata (small rock oyster) is the source of this 3648-nucleotide messenger RNA. RefSeq names its product solute carrier family 4 member 11-like. The transcript is spliced from 22 exons. NCBI's taxonomy places the organism in Eukaryota, Metazoa, Mollusca, Bivalvia, Ostreida, Ostreidae. Bases 242 to 2848 code for a protein of 868 amino acids. The record is from RefSeq and is a predicted model, not a curated record. Gene Ontology annotation, cellular component: basolateral plasma membrane; plasma membrane. Gene Ontology annotation, molecular function: solute:inorganic anion antiporter activity. Gene Ontology annotation, biological process: monoatomic anion transport; monoatomic ion homeostasis; transmembrane transport.